UGGCGAGAGCGGAGCAGUGGUGCUGAUGUGGAGAGGAGCCCAGGGUACCACUAAUUGAGGGAGUGAGGAAGGGAGCAGCUCGCUUCUAACUGGACUGCAGGUUUGUAACAGCAUCUUGAGCUGGUAACCUACCUACUCUGCGACUUUCAUUCGGAUUCAGCUCUCACAUUCCAGAAAAUAUGACCCUCGCUGCCUAUAAAGAGAAGAUGAAGGAGCUCCCGCUGGUGUCAUUGUUCUGCUCCUGUUUCCUGGCAGAUCCCCUGACUAAAUCAUCCUAUAAAUAUGAAGGCUGGUGUGGGAGACAGUGUAGGAGAAAAGAUGAAAGCCAGCGGAAAGGCAGUGCUGACUGGAGAGAAAGAAGAGAGCAGGCAGACACGGUGGACCUGAACUGGUGUGUAAUUUCUGACAUGGAAGUCAUCGAGCUGAACAAAUGCACCUCAGGCCAAUCCUUUGAAGUCAUCCUGAAGCCACCCUCCUUCGAUGGAGUGCCCGAGUUCAAUGCCUCCCUACCCAGGCGGAGAGACCCAUCGCUGGAAGAGAUACAGAAGAAACUCGAAGCAGCUGAAGAACGAAGGAAAUACCAGGAGGCUGAGCUCCUGAAGCACCUGGCGGAGAAGCGGGAACAUGAGCGGGAAGUGAUCCAAAAAGCCAUUGAGGAAAACAACAACUUCAUCAAGAUGGCGAAGGAGAAGCUGGCCCAGAAGAUGGAAUCCAAUAAGGAGAACCGAGAGGCCCACCUUGCGGCGAUGCUGGAACGGCUGCAAGAGAAGGACAAGCACGCAGAAGAGGUGCGGAAAAACAAGGAGCUUAAGGAAGAGGCCUCCAGGUAA
Messenger RNA from Miniopterus natalensis, 830 nucleotides. It is a transcript of the gene STMN4, whose product is annotated as stathmin 4. Gene Ontology annotation, molecular function: tubulin binding. Gene Ontology annotation, cellular component: cytoplasm; neuron projection. Gene Ontology annotation, biological process: regulation of microtubule polymerization or depolymerization; neuron projection development; microtubule depolymerization. NCBI's taxonomy places the organism in Eukaryota, Metazoa, Chordata, Mammalia, Chiroptera, Miniopteridae. The record is from RefSeq and is a predicted model, not a curated record.